Molecule: messenger RNA, 1524 nt
Organism: Vitrella brassicaformis
Lineage: Eukaryota; Vitrellaceae
Source: the annotation of a GenBank genome assembly
GAUCGAUCAAUCACACUUCAUACGUACAUUUUUGUCGAUCGAUCCACGUACGUACAUAUGCCUCACUGCCCGUUGUGCAUAUGUUCGUGCCCCGUCAAGAAGGCGGUGUGAUUGGAGCGAACACACACACAUCAUCACAUCGUCACACCGUCACAUCAGAUGGUCAUAUGUGCCAAGAGCUGCCACGUCGCCGAUGACCACGAUCGCCGGCGACAGCUUCAUCGCUGCGGUGGACAAAGAGAGAGAAGACCCUUGACAGUGAAGGCGCACGGAAAAGACUUUUCCUUCACUCACUCACUUUGCGUCAAUCCACCGAUCGUUUUGAUAGUGCCCACCACUCGCCUCUGCCCCUCCCGAUGCGCAUUGUGAAUCACGGCGACGGGUGUGUCUUCCGACCUUCCAUUAGUCAACAAGAACGAACAUAUGUUGGGCAGCGUCUUGCCUGCGCAAAGAGAAAAGCAGCCCUCGAGCAGUGCAGCCCUCGAUCACUUUUGUCGGCUAGCUACCUGCCAUCAGGAUGACAUAUGUGUCAAUGACGCCAUUUGCAAGGGCAGUCCAGUCGAGCGACUGGACUUCGUGACCUGAUGCAACAGCCACCACCUUUGAUUUCGUCUUGUGAGUGAGCGGGAGGACGGCUGCGGCGGGUGCAGAAAGAACAGAUGACACGCCAGGAACUGACGUAUCACAUGAUAACAGACAACGAAGAAGCGCUUCGAAUGAUGGUGGUGUCUGGUGUUGUUUGGCGCUGGCUCACCGAUCUCGAAUGGUAUGUUUGCAUCCCGCAGCGACACUAUCUCACUCCACACACGACCGAACACCAGGGGGUCCCCUCCUUUCAGACGAACCACAGCAUGGCCCUCUCUCGCUGCACGGAUCAGAGGAUGGCAUCCACCGUGAAUAGGACCGCCGGGUGAUCAGUCGGCUGUGGAAAGCUCACCCUUCUCGACCAGGAGCUGGUCGAUGUCUGACUGCGGAGUGCUGUCGUCUCGCCCUCCCCUCUUGCCAACAUGGACAAUCUCACAGCCUGAUGCAUGACACAAUGACACCCGCAUCGUGACAGGACCGCUCUCAUGACCCCCCGUGUGUACCUUCUGGGGCGAAAGAGAGUACAUCUCGCUCAACAAGAUCAUCAGUCACCACCACAGUCGCUGUAGCUAACAGAUGUGCAGCACGCAGCGUCAUCAGAUCUGUAAGAGGCGCACGCACCCUCGUGUCAGACGCAUUGCAGACGAUGCUGCUCUCGCCACGCGCACCUGCUGAAGCAGGACCCGCUCCCACCAGGUACACGCAGCCCGUCUUGCAGGCCCGUCCGGCGUCCGUCAAGUAUUUCCACAGGGCCUUGUGUUUUCUUCUUCUCCUGGAUCUCAGCAAUUCCAGGCCAAGCGCAGCACCCAGGCCUGCAGCGACUCCCAUGGUCACCAGAAGCGCCUUCUGCCAUGAUAGAUCAGAUCCCGUCAUGAGCAUUCAAUCUGAAAACAAUAAAAAAGCCCAGGGAGUGUACGUGUGAGUCGGGAUAAACCUGAA